This is a messenger RNA of Talaromyces amestolkiae, 843 nucleotides long. RefSeq lists its product as uncharacterized. Gene Ontology annotation, molecular function: oxidoreductase activity. The record is from RefSeq and is a predicted model, not a curated record. The transcript has a single exon. Lineage: Eukaryota; Fungi; Ascomycota; Eurotiomycetes; Eurotiales; Trichocomaceae. The coding region runs from base 1 to 843 and encodes 280 amino acids.
AUGACUAUCGUUCAGGAUGUCCUUCUUCUACAAGCCCCGAGCGUGGACUGUGCACAAGAACGAGACCACAUCAAUUUUUUAAACUCAAGUCUGGAACGAUUCGGCGUUGUCAAAAUUGACAUAGGAUUUGAAGAUGAUCAGUGCCGUUACCUUGAGCAAGUAAUCCGUAACCUACACCAAUAUCACGGUCACGGCCUCCCCAUAGAUCACAGCGCUACACGCGGUUGGUUCUGGGACAUCCGACCAAUGGCUCCUGUGAAACAAGAGGAUGAUAGUACUGCCUCCAAUUCUUCGGUACCACGAGAUCAAGCACGAUCAGAGACCGCACGCGACUUUCCAUGGCACACCGACUGCAGCUACGAAUCCUCCCCCCCACGUUACUUUGCACUGCAGGUACUUCAAAACGAUCGCUGCGGCGGGGGKACUCUGUCAAUUCUGAACGUCGAAAGAUUACUUGGUCAUCUGUCCGAAGCUUCUCGUUCGUCUCUAUACCAUCCGGAAUAUAGCAUCAGCGUCCCACCAGAAUUUAUCAAGAAUGAGGGUCAACGUCAAAUUGUUGGGAGCAUACUGUGCGACGAUGAGAAUGGCAACACUGGUCUUCGUUUCCGAGAGGACAUAUUCACUCCGCUGACUAAGGCCGCGGCAUCUGCUAUCGAGGAAUUAAAAUCUGUGCUUUCAGGACCAGAAAUUGAGGAAGAAAUAUUACAUCUUCACUCCGAGUAUAUGUCGCGCGGUUCGAUCAUCUUGGUGGACAAUCGAAAAUGGCUGCAUGCGCGCAAUGAGGUGAAGGAUCCGGAACGACAUCUACGACGAGUUCGCUGGGAUGCAUGUGCAUUUAGGUGA